AUGAUGGAGGCUCCCUCUAAACUCCUGAUCCCAGUCUCGGUGAUCCUCGUGCUGGUCGCCUUCAGUCCCACCGAGGCCUGGUACAAGCAGGCGGCCGGUCCCAGCUACUACUCCGUGGGCAGAGCGUCCGGCUUGCUGUCGGGGAUCCGGAGGUCUCCGCACGUGAGGAGAGGAGAGCCGGCGGACAGCGGGGAGUCUGCGGGGGACAGAGUCGUGUCUGAGCUGCUCUCACACAGCUCCGUCCUCAAAAGAAUGCCUCUUUGUAUCAAAGACAUCACACCAAACCUGCAGAGCUGUGAACUCUUCCAGGAAGUCAAGGGAUCACUGAGGUGCAGAGCAGACAUCUUCCUCUCCCUGGACUCCUCAGACUGUGAAGCGGACUGAGCAGGAUGAUGAUGGAGCUCACUCUGUUCAUGGACAUUUUUAAACAAUAAAUACAUCUAACUUGACGAAGGCAGCGUGCUUGGU
This is a messenger RNA of Nematolebias whitei (Rio pearlfish), 468 nucleotides long. RefSeq names its product neuropeptide B-like. The transcript has 2 exons. Gene Ontology annotation, biological process: feeding behavior; G protein-coupled receptor signaling pathway. Gene Ontology annotation, molecular function: G protein-coupled receptor binding. Lineage: Eukaryota; Metazoa; Chordata; Actinopteri; Cyprinodontiformes; Rivulidae. The coding region runs from base 1 to 384 and encodes 127 amino acids. The record is from RefSeq and is a predicted model, not a curated record.